AAGUAACUAAACUGGGAGACGAAGGGUCGUGGGUCGCAGGCUAGAGGGCUAACUUCUCCGGCUUCCCAGACCUCGCACCCCAGUCGAGUAAGGGUGCUUCUCCUCUAAAAAACAAAACAAAACGCUGUCCCUGCGAGCGCCCUCCAACGCCUCCAGCGGGGUUACGGAGGCUGCUUCAGAGGCCAUUGACAGGCUGCGUCUACAGAGGCGCGGAGCUGCCCGUGCGCGCUGUCUUCUGGACUGAUUGACCCAAGGGGACUGAGUGCGCGGGCUGGGGGAGUCGAGUGAGCAAGACUAGCUGGGCGCUCUGCCCGACCUUCGCGCUCCGCCAGUGCCUUGGAGAUCCGGGAACGGGCUCGCCUUGGGUCUGGUGCAGAGGAACGGUGUUGGUCCGGGGGAGCGCGGCCUGUGGGGCUGCGGGACUGCUCCCCCAGCACUUGGGGCUUUGCUGAGGAACCGCUGCGCCGCAGAUUCCCGAGAUUACUCAGUCACCUCUGCGGACAGGGAUAAACCGGGGCAAACCUGGCCCAGGUGGCCAGAGCCGCGUCAUUGCUGGGCUGAGGAGAGAGUGGACAAGUGCUGGGCUAGCAAGAGAGGGAGGGAACAUUGUAGGACGCUGCCCCUGAUCCGACUGGCGGCCGAGUGCUGACAGGCGCCAGGUGCGGAAACCUUCCUGCGCCCGGAGACUGCUGAGGACAGAGAGGAGAGCGGGCUGAGUCCGCACCCGCUGCCGGAGGAGGACCGGCACGUUUAAGGUACAAGGAAAUGCUAGAUCUGGUGAUCUCACCCAGUCUGACUGUAAACAGCCAUUCCUCUGAUAGACUGACGCCUAAUCUUUCUGACAUUGGUACCGUGUCUCCUCAUGACAUAGGAGGCAAUUUCAAACAAGCUUUAGAGAUUGUUCCUCCACUCUUCUCACGACGUUAUCCUCAUAUAGUAUCUGUCCAGUCUCUCCCCACCAUGGCAGCCUAUGGACAGACUCAGUACAGUACAGGGAUCCAGCAGUCCACGGCUUAUUCACCGUACCCUCCUCCAGCGCAAGCCUAUGGAAUACCCUCCUACAGUAUCAAAACAGAAGACAGUUUGAACCAUUCCCCUGGCCAGAGUGGAUUCCUCAGCUACGGCUCAAGUUUUGGAACGCCACCCACAGGACAGACCCCUUACACCUACCAGAUGCACGGUGCCUCAGGGAUUUAUCAAGGGGCAAAUGGCUUAACCAACUCAGCAGGAUUUGGAACCAUGCAUCAGGAAUAUCCAUCCUACCCAGGCUUUACUCAGAGCCAAUACUCCCAGUAUUACAGCUCUUCCUACAACUCUCCAUAUGUGUCUGCCAACAGCAUCAGUCCUUCACCUCUUUCCACAUCCACAUAUGCACUUCAGGAGUCUUCACACAAUGUUACCAGUCAGAGCUCAGAGUCACUUUCUGUACUCGAGUACAGUACACACAAUGGACCUUCAACACCAGCAAAAGAUGGAGACACAGACAGGCAACAUCGGGGCUCUGAUGGAAAGCUUCGUGGCCGAUCAAAACGAAGUAAUGACCCCUCCCCUACAGUGGAUAAUGAAAUUGAGCGUGUGUUCGUGUGGGACUUGGAUGAGACAAUAAUUAUUUUUCACUCCUUACUCACGGGAACUUUUGCAUCUCGGUAUGGAAAGGAUACCACCACUUCAGUGAGGAUCGGCCUGAUGAUGGAAGAGAUGAUCUUCAACCUUGCAGAUACACAUCUGUUUUUUAAUGACCUGGAGGACUGUGACCAGAUCCAUGUUGAUGAUGUCUCGUCGGAUGACAAUGGCCAGGAUUUGAGUACAUAUAACUUCUCAGCAGACGGUUUUCAUAGUUCAGCGGCAGGGGCCAACCUGUGUCUGGGCUCUGGAGUUCAUGGGGGAGUCGACUGGAUGAGAAAGUUGGCAUUCCGCUAUCGACGAGUGAAGGAGAUGUACAACACAUACAAGAAUAAUGUUGGGGGUUUGAUAGGAGCUCCCAAGAGAGAAACUUGGCUACAGCUAAGAGCAGAACUUGAGGCCUUGACAGACCUCUGGUUGACACAUGCCCUCAAGGCAUUGAAUUUAAUACAUUCCCGGCCUAAUUGUGUCAAUGUGCUGGUUACCACCACUCAGCUAAUCCCUGCCCUAGCUAAAGUCUUGCUGUACGGAUUGGGCACAGUCUUUCCUAUCGAGAACAUCUACAGUGCAACCAAGACAGGAAAGGAGAGCUGUUUUGAAAGGAUAAUGCAGAGGUUUGGAAGGAAAGCGGUCUAUGUUGUAAUAGGAGACGGUGUGGAAGAAGAGCAAGGAGCCAAGAAGCACAACAUGCCCUUUUGGAGAAUCUCCUGCCAUGCAGACUUGGAGGCCCUGAGGCAUGCCCUGGAGCUGGAAUACUUAUAGCAGAGCCACAGGGAGGUCCUACCCGGGAGUGGCCCUGAGCUUGGCUGCACAGUUCCCACCCCAUGACCCUGCAGCUCUCUUUUCUUCCUGCCUCCCCACUUCAGACUUUGAGGAUUUGGAAGGAACAGAGACUGAGCAGUUGCCCUGCAGUGGGGACCACUUCCUUGGGAGCCAAGGACCUCUGAGAGGAGGAGACAAAGCUACAUCUCAAAGGUUGAACUGGGAGCCCUCCAAGAGGCAGCUGGGGAGGAUCUGACUUUGGGGAUGAAGAUGGAAGUGAAAGGCAGGGAUGUGGCCCAAAACUGAUAGGGGCUCAAUGACCGGGACCUUCUGCAGGACUCACUGAAGGGAAGCAAGAAAUCAUUGAUAUAAGGAGGAGCAGGCAGGCUAAUUUUUUUAAUUUAUGAACUAAUCUCAUUACUCUGGUAUUAUGCUCUCAUACCUGUGAUGGCGGAUUUCUUUGUUGCUGGUUUUGUUUUUUAAACUCUCUUUGGGAUGGGGUUAGGGAGGGAGUGGGGACUUACAGAUCUAACUUAAAGAGAUCUCUUCUUCAAGUUGUACUCUGAGGGACAAUCACACUUUGUAAAUUAGUAAGUGAGGACAUUCAGGGUCAUCAAGAAGACCUAGAGCUUAUUUUUGUUCUUGGAAAAGUCUCCUGAUGACGUGUGAACAGUGCACGGUGCCUUAUGUGGCCAUUUUGUUUUGGGGUUGGGGGGAGGAAAAAGGUGAGGGGAAGCUGUACCAUGUGAGACUGAAUGACAUUGAAUAAAACCACGUUUACAUUUUGA
Messenger RNA from Antechinus flavipes (yellow-footed antechinus), 3173 nucleotides. It is a transcript of the gene EYA2, whose product is annotated as EYA transcriptional coactivator and phosphatase 2. Gene Ontology annotation, biological process: multicellular organism development; negative regulation of extrinsic apoptotic signaling pathway in absence of ligand; cell differentiation. The coding region runs from base 766 to 2385 and encodes 539 amino acids. The record is from RefSeq and is a predicted model, not a curated record. Lineage: Eukaryota; Metazoa; Chordata; Mammalia; Dasyuromorphia; Dasyuridae. The transcript is spliced from 16 exons. Gene Ontology annotation, molecular function: protein tyrosine phosphatase activity. Gene Ontology annotation, cellular component: nucleus.